Molecule: messenger RNA, 887 nt
Organism: Doryrhamphus excisus (bluestripe pipefish)
Lineage: Eukaryota; Metazoa; Chordata; Actinopteri; Syngnathiformes; Syngnathidae
Gene: crybb2
Product: crystallin, beta B2
Biological process (GO): lens development in camera-type eye; visual perception
Molecular function (GO): structural constituent of eye lens
Source: RefSeq, a predicted model, not a curated record
UUACCACCCCUGGGUUUUCCGUAUAUAUUGAACGCACAACGCCGUCGCUACCAGACUGGCACAGACUGGCACUGUUUCAUCUUUGCCUAUCUAUUUAUUAUGGCCACAGACCACCAGAACCCUGCAUCCAAGCAGCAGCAGCCAGGCUCCAGUGCACUUAAGCUGGUUAUCUAUGAGCAGGAAAACUUCCAGGGACGCUGCCAUGAGCUGACUGGUCCCUGCAACAACCUUGAGGAAGCAGGCGUGGAGAAAGUGGGCUCCAUAUUGGUGCUUUGUGGACCAUGGGUGGGAUACGAGCAGGCAGACUGCAAGGGCGAGCAGUAUGUGUUUGAGAAGGGGGAGUAUCCUCGCUGGGAUUCCUGGACCAACAGCAGGCGCAGUGACACCAUUGUUGCAUUUCGACCAAUUAAAGUGGACAGCCAGGAGCACAAGAUUGUCCUUUACGAAAAUCCCAGCUUUGCAGGAAAGAAGAUAGAAAUCAUUGAUGAUGACGUCCCAAGCUUCCAUGCACAUGGUUACCAAGAAAGGGUUUCUUCCGUUCGGGUUCAAAGUGGCACCUGGGUGGGCUAUCAGUACCCAGGCUACAGAGGCUACCAAUACCUGUUUGAAAAGGGUGAAUAUAAGGACAACAUGGAGUUUGGGGCCCAGAUCCCGCAGAUCCAGUCAGUUCGGCGCAUCAGAGACAUGCAGUGGCAUCAGAGGGGUGCUUUUCACCCUGUCAACUAAGCUUGUGAUUCUUUCCUAGUAUGAUACUUAACCCCUGCCGACUCACUCUCAUACAGUUUUCCCUCAUUAGUUGCAAUCUGCAGCGAUAGGCCAACAUAUUGCAACUGUUGCAGACGUGAUAUCCUUAAAGCAAUUAAAUAAAUCUUUCUUGCUUACAUGUC